Drosophila teissieri is the source of this 451-nucleotide messenger RNA. RefSeq names its product bolA-like protein 2. Gene Ontology annotation, biological process: intracellular iron ion homeostasis. The record is from RefSeq and is a predicted model, not a curated record. Gene Ontology annotation, cellular component: cytosol; nucleus. Bases 140 to 400 code for a protein of 86 amino acids. Lineage: Eukaryota; Metazoa; Arthropoda; Insecta; Diptera; Drosophilidae. The transcript has a single exon. Gene Ontology annotation, molecular function: 2 iron, 2 sulfur cluster binding.
UUUUAAAUUUUCAGUGUGGCCAAGUCAGUAAAAAUAGACAACCCCAGCCGGCUGAUGGAAAACCUGUUUAUACCCGAAGUCCCAAACGGUCACACACCCACUUCAUCACCUCGCUUCGUUUGAAAAAAAACCAUCCAAUAUGAGUAAAUAUGACUCAAAGUACCUCGAGGAGAAGCUCAAAAGGGAACUGCAGACGGAGUACGUGAGUGUUACGGACGAAUCGGACGGUUGUGGCGGCAAAUUCAGCGCCGUAAUCGUGUCGCCAGCCUUCAGCGGCAAGACCCUUCUCCAGAAGCAUAGAUUAGUCAACUCGACGCUGGCCGAAGAACUGAAAGAAAUCCAUGCAUUCUCACAGAAAUCCUACACACCCGAAGAGUGGGAGAAAGUGAAAGCCCAAUAGUAGUACCAAAAACAACAUCACACACAUAUAUAUACGGGCGAUACAACACUA